GUCGGGAGUCUCCGACUCGGUGCCGGAACUGAUUGCUUAAUUUCCUUGUUCUUGCUAUUCUUUUUUACGGCUUCAGAGAUUAGUCUUUUGUUCUCUCAGACCGCCGGAAAUAUUAUGAAGUUACGUUGAAGCUUACUUUAAAUUAGCUUCUUCUGGCAUUGUGAUGGCCACCUUCAUUUUUUUCAAUUUACCUUUUAAUCUUCAUCAGAAGUGUUUUCCACACCUGCCCUAGUAGUUUUGUGAACCAUCGAAACACUACGGGCUUUUUUUCCGUGUCCAUCACAACAUACCGAAUUACAAUGGUUCGUUAUCUGCCAAUCGUAUUCAUGGUAUUCCCAACCUCCACACGGCCCGCUCCAGACACCAUUUUUAUUUUUGUCUCUUUGCGAUCAGGAACGGGAGCCAUUUUUCGUUUGGGCAGAUCCUUCGGGCUAUUCCGAUGCCUCACCUAGCGUUUUGCCGCCAUCUUAGGUCCUGGCAAUGGCUUCCAGCCCCUGUGAAGCCGGUUACGUCAUCUUGUGUUUGGGCGGUAGUUGUUGCAUUCUCAAACGCGCGGGGCUACACUGGGAAAGAGGAAGUGAGCCAAAGCCUCUGAGGCUUUGCCAGCAGUCUUUUUGGCGUGAGUUUCCACAUUCUGGUUCUAGUCCACCAGUGACCCUGGACAGUAAUAAAACAUAAAAAGCCCGAGCCCACCUCCCGCCACCUGCAUAGGUUCUGUAGCACUCGUAGCUCAUUCAGAAAUGGCAUCUAAGAAAUUUGCCAUUAAGUGUGGAAAUUUUGCUGUCCUCGUGGAUCUUCAUAUAGUGCCACAAGGUUCAAACAAAGAUUCCAGCUGGUUUUCUGAACAGAAGAAAGAGGAAGUUUGUUUGCUGUUAAAAGAAACCAUUGAUUCCAGAGUUAAGGAAUACGUGGGCAUUUAUAAGCAGCACAGGCCUUCAAAUGCAGAAUUCACAAGAUCCAGUCCCUUGUCCUUAAAAGGUUAUGGCUUUCACAUCACAGCCUAUUUCAUCAAGAGAGGGAUACACCUUCGCUGUAUUCAGAGCUCACAGAAUACUGAACUUCGUAUAUUUCCUGACAGAUUUGUGGUCUGUGUUAGUCAGCUUGCAUUUGGUCCUGAUACUUGGGCAAGCCAGAAUGAAAAGUCGCAACACAGACAAGAGUCAGUGAAACAGUUGGGACUACCAAAUGGCUCCAUUGUCACACAUAUUCCAAUCUCAGCUGAACACCUCCCCUCCUCAAGACUUUCAACCUGCCACGUUCUCAGUGUGAGAAGAACUAAAGCAAAAAGCAAUGCUGAGAACAAAUCACAGACCAGCACAGACCCAGUGGGAAGACCUAGUGACUCAGUCAUUGCCGUACCAAGGAGGAGGGAUGCCUCAGCCAGUCUCCUGUCAGAAACUAUGGGUCAAGCACAAGAUGACAUAAAAGCAGCCAAGAUCCACCAGGGGCUUCCUGUUCAAAAGCUGGAAAAUGUUUCUCAGACUCAGCCAGAGGACACUAGCAGCCAGCAACAGCCUCAUCCCGGGGAGUGGCUAAAGACGGGACUUCUAAGCAGGAGCCCUGUGUGUAGCUAUGAGUCAGCAUCACCAGGUCCAAAGCAAAGUCCACGAGCAGCCAAGACACAACAGAAACGCAGGAACUGUGGCUCUGCGGAAGACUCUGACCACCGCAGGAGAGUUUCUCUUGGAAAUGAUGGAUUCGUCCCAGGAGACAUGAUGGUGGAGAAGAGCACAGCUGUCAGUGUUUUGCCAGCGCUAGAAUUGUCAGAUACAGGGUUGCUUUUGAGUCAAGAUUUGGCAAAAGCCACAGCUAAAGAAGAGCUACAUGCUUCGGAAAGCCUCUCCUCCAGACACCUUAUGACAAAUAACCCAGGGCUGGUGCAGCACACCAGCUCAGCUGCAAUUGAUGAACGAUUAGCUACAAUUCAGGGCGGCCUAAGCAAAAGAAGAAAGAAAUUGCAAAGUUCUAGCAGAGGAUGUAGUGGCAAGAAAAACUUGAGUGUAUAGUUCCUCUGGUUUGAAAAGAAUGUGGUAAUUACUUUAAUCAAAUAUUUGGAGGUUGGGAGAAGUCUCAGCUUUUAAGAGCACUUACUGCUCUUGAAGAGGACCAAGAUUGAGUUCCAGGCAUCCACAAGGUGACUCACAACCAUCAUGAACUCCAGAUGCAGAAGACAAAACAUCCACUUUUGGCCCCCAUGGGCACCAGGCAUGCACAUGGUAUGUGUAUGUACAAGGAGGCAAAACACACAUACACAUGAAAUAAAUCUUUAAAAACAAAACUGUUUGUGUUGGAAUUAACCUUCACAAUCACCUCCUGGAGGCUGUUUUUCUAAUAGGCUUGUUCCUUUCUCAUCAUGUUUAUAACUGUCCCUGGAAAAUAUUGUAUUGACAAAGAGCCCUCCACCUGUCAAGGAGUAAGCCGUGUCUCAAUAAUAUUGGACAUUGUCACCCCAUCACUGUGAAGACCUCCUGAGGGGAUACAAAGAGACAGUGCCAUGUGCUGCAGGCCAGUUCUAGCGCUACAAUCCUCUUGUUCCUCGAACUGAGUGCCUGACAAUGAAAAUAGGUUAGUGGUUCUUCGCAUGUGGUUCUGUGCAAAAUGCAGGCAUUGGAGUUUGUGAGGAACUAGGAUUCUUAAAUAACACUAAAUUUGAAGAUUCCCUAGCAGUUAUUUUCUCCAGCCUGGCCACCAUCAGCUGGAGCCACAUGUGGACAGGUAUCCCCCUGUGCUCCCUCAGGCCUGUAGAGUAUUUAGAUUGGAUUCAGGGUGUGAGUCCCUUAGUUCCCAGGUUCCACUAAAGGGUGAACGCAGCACCUAGGGAGCUGUUGUAGCUGUAGUUGCCAGGGAUGGACAGGUAAUUCAUCUCAGCCUUAGGUGAAGCCACAGAAGAGGUGUGCUCUGUGUAGCAUGGUCUGACCCUGUCCUUGUUCAUGCCUCUAAUAUUCCAGUUACAGUUAGGACAGAGCAGAACCCAAAGGGAGCUCAGUGACCAUUCCAGUUCCCAAUGUGAAAAAAUCCACAGGGCAUUUAAAUACUCUCUUUAGUUGUAUAGCCUGCUCUCAAGAAAGACAAGAAGCUUAAGUUAUCAACCUGGAAGUGUUAUCUGACCAUCCCAGCCUCAGAGGACCAGAAACUCUGAUUGCUGGUGUUCCUUUCCUUUCCCAUCUAGGCAGUUCUAAGCCAUUGAAUUCUCAAUGGAAGCAUGAGCAGCCCCCCUUAUACACCUCACUCGAAAGAUCCUAAAGUCAAAACCAGGCCUAUCAGAAUGAUGACUGUUUUCCUACUCCAGAACUAAGAUACUCUGAACAGGGUUUUAAUUGUUUAAUGGUUUAGGUCAUAGUAUUUCAUUGUACUUAAAUGAAGCAUUUGCUUUCAAGAAACGUUUUGCUUUUCAAAUCUGUUCUAUUGUAGGAGAUAAUGAUGAUUGUGACCAGUGAGGAAAACAAUAGUUGUUUGGACUGUAUGUAGAUUUUCUUUCUCACAACCUUCGUGCACAGUGGAUUUUAACAGGAUUAGCAGGGAAUGGCUCUGGGCUCUCACACUGUGGCAUAUAUUUAAGGAAUUUUGCCUUUAAGCAUUUUCCUGCAGUGUAUCUGAAACACCUCUGCAUCUCUUGAAUGGUUUUACAAUUCUUUGAAUAUACCGACAAAGGGGAAAAUUAAUCCCAAGUGUUUUGUUAUGUAUCAGGUGGGAUAUUAAAUAUUUUCUGCCAUUGGGAA
This is a messenger RNA of Mesocricetus auratus (golden hamster), 3719 nucleotides long. It is a transcript of the gene Slx4ip, whose product is annotated as SLX4 interacting protein. The transcript has 8 exons. The record is from RefSeq and is a predicted model, not a curated record. Lineage: Eukaryota; Metazoa; Chordata; Mammalia; Rodentia; Cricetidae. The coding region runs from base 741 to 2006 and encodes 421 amino acids.